Messenger RNA from Cuscuta epithymum, 3279 nucleotides. Lineage: Eukaryota; Viridiplantae; Streptophyta; Magnoliopsida; Solanales; Convolvulaceae. The record is from the annotation of a GenBank genome assembly.
UUGAAUUUCAACAAAAACUUCAUUGAGUAAUUUCUACAAACAUGUUAUGGGCAUAAAAUGAAUUAGAGAAAUUACACUAAAAUUUUAAUUAAUUAACACCUCAAAAUCAUUACAAUGAAACAAACUAAUCAAUUAUUCACUUUUAUAUCAUACAUAAAAGUUGUCUGGUCACACACACAUUUUAUGUACGACUCUAACUCAUAUAAAACCAUGUUCACUUCAAACAACUAUGAAACCGCUUUCACUUUAGGCUAGACAGACACUGCAUUUCCAUAAUGUCUGUCCGCCAAACAAAAUACAAACAAAUGACAAAAAACAACAUACUCUUCUCCAAGACUUCAACGUCCACACCUUCAUCAUCUUCUUCCAUUGAAGUCGUCGCUACUUCAACAGCGACCGGAGAUGGCAGAUUUCCACCUUCACCCACGUCAUCAAGCUUGUGACCUUCAUCUUCCCAUGUCAAGCCAUCCAAAACAACUCAUCGCUAAACUCGGAUACUUCCUUCCCCAUAUAUCCAUCCAAGAAGAUGAAAGAAAGAAGCAGGUGAGAGGAUGGGUUGAACACUGUAGCAAGUUUUGAAGGAGGAGAGGUGUUUUGGCGUAAAGUUGAGGAGUGGGUUGGGGAGAUGUGAGAGAGGUGAGAGAAAAGUAUUUUUGGAAAGGAGUAAAAAGGAUGGUAAAAAAAAUGGGGUAUUUAUAUGGGAUAGGAAAUGGGGUAAACUUGUGGUACUUAUAGCAUUUUUGGAAGCUUCGAUCACUACAUUCCUCUCUGAGUUACUCUGUACACUAACUAAGCACAUUCACUUUGCUGCUAUUUCACAGCCCUCGAAUUUCUGAAAAAUCAUAUCCCUCCUCUCAUUCCAAGGUUGACGUUUUAGGAUGGAACCCCGGGUCUUAACAGAACUCAUGAAAUGUUAGGGCUGAUUAUUAUCUUUAUCUUCACAUUGUCAACAGGGACUCAAACCGCCAGUGGCCCAGUACUGAGGUCGGUUGUAGUAUAUGGUUAUGGAUCAUCCGCUCAGAAGCUUGCCUAACUCCUCUAUGAACAGUUUCGAGUUGGAGAAUGAGAUCAUUUUCUCUACCUUUAAACCAUCAGUGGACAUUCCAGACAGUUACAAGCAUGCCCUUUCAGUGGCACAACAUCCCAACCUGGGCACUCAUGAUCCUGCUUUGGACUCUGAUUCCACGCUGAACUACAUUAGCCAGAUGCUACUGGAGGAAGAGAGCAUUGAUGGGAACAAUCAGAACAUGUCCUUUGAUCCCAUUGCUCUUAGAGCUGCUGAGAAUGCCUUUUAUGAAGCCUUGCAUGAGAACCCUUCCCCACCUAUUCACAACAUUCCUGGAAGCUUAUUCAGGAAUGAUGUUGAUCCAGGAGAAUGCGAAUCAUGUGUUACGAGUGAGCCUCCCCCCGAUCUCGCCAUCAAGUUAUCAUCCGGUUUGUCAAACGGUUCUCUAUAUAGCUUUGGUGAUAGUGAUUCCAUAUCUCGAUUCAUGAGAGGUGCGGCUGAAUCUAGUAGAUGCCUUCAAGCUGCCCCUAAACAGCAUAUCAUCAAUGACUUGGAGAAACAUGAGGAGUCACCGAGAGAUAUUGAUGUCCCCAAGAUAGAUAAGGACCGUUCAGUGAAUUCGUACCGUAGAGGAAAGAAGCAUUAUUACCAUCCAGAUGAAAGUGGGGUGGAAGAAGAAAGGAUAAACAAGCAGCCUGCACUUUGUAAGGAGGAAGUUGAGUUAUCAGAGGAUUUUGAUAAUGUUUUGCUGUGUGGUGAAGAUGAUGAUGGUGAUGAUAGUGCUUCUCUAUCCCGACUCGGACAAAAAGGACAAAGUGGCCGCCGCCAUCUUAAGAAACGCGGAGGUAAUUGUGAAACUGUGGAUCUGGUGUCUCUUUUAAUUAGCUGUGCACAAUCUGUUGCAUAUGCUGAUUAUAGGGGUGCAGAAGAUAAAUUAAAAAAGAUCAGGCAGCACUCUUCACCUACAGGUGACCCAAAUCAAAGAGUGGCUAAUGUAUUCGCUGAUAGUCUGGAGGUGCGGUUGGCUGGAACUGGGACACAAGUAUAUAAAGCAAUGUCUAAUAAUGAUGUCCUAGUCCCUGAGUUGCUAAAGUCCUACCUGUCACCUUUGCCGUUUAUGAGAAUGGCAGUUUUCUUUGCGAAUAGAAUGAUUUACGAAGUAGCGUCAAAAUGUGUCUCACUGCACAUUAUAGACUUUGGGAUUCAUUAUGGUAUCCAGUGGCCCACUCUUAUCCGGGACCUUUCUCAAAGACCUGAUGGCCCGCCUAAACUUCGAAUAACAGGAAUCGAGAUUCCCCUACCCGGUUUUUGUCCAGAGCAGAUGGUAGAAGAAACAGGUUCCCGCUUAGCAAAAUGUUGCCAGUGUUUCGGUGUGCCAUUCGAGUACAACGCGCUAACAAGGCAGAAUUGGGAGACUAUAACAAUUGAGGAUUUAAAGCUUUUGAGUGAUGAGGUGGUUGCUGUUAACUGUUUUAUUCGAUUAGAGUACAUUUUGGAUGAGACAUUGGUUGUUAUGAACAGUCCUAGGGAUGCAGUUUUAAACUUAAUACGGCAAGUAAGUCCUCGUAUAUAUGUCCAAGCAAUGAGUAACGGACCUCACAGCUCUCCUUUCUUUGUCAAUCGGUUUCGAGAAGCUCUCUCAUUCUACUCUACUGUCUUUGAUACGUGUGUGGCUAUUUUGCCACUCCAUGAGCAUCAUAGAUUGAUUUUAGAACAAGAAGUUCUAGGUCGAGAGAUAAUGAACAUCAUUGCAUGUGAGGGCAUGGAAAGAUUGUUGAGGCCUGAAACAUGUAAGCAGUGGCAAUCUCGCAUUUUGAGGGCAGGCUUCAAGCCCAUGUCGACUAACCCCAAACUCGUGAAAAAGUUAAAAAGCAAGGUGAGGGCAGGAUAUCACAAAGACUUUCUGUUUGUGGAAGAGGGCAACUGGAUAUUGCAGGGGUGGAAAGGUCGAAUUCUUGGAGGCAGCUCUUGCUGGGUUGCUGCGUGACAUUCUAACAACGUCAGAUAGUAAGUACAAUUAGUAAUUAUUGCUGCUUGCGACAUGACAGUCUCCCAACCAGGACAUGGUAGAAUUUGUUUUAGUGGAAUGUUUUUACAUAUCACCUCUAUUCUUUUUUUUUUAAAAUGUGACUAAACUUUGUUUAAAUCAUUCAAGUUUCUUCCUUCUCCAACCCCUAUUCAAUUUCUUACAACAGGAGACCAAGUGCUGAAUUGUUUUUUCCCAUGUUUUUUUUUUGAAAAAACUCGCCGGGAAAAGAGUAGAUUGUUUUCCC